CUCUGACCUCCUUGAGCCAGAGAGGGAUUCACUUCUUCCGGCCAGUGACCCAGCUCAGCAUGCUGUUCAGAGUGUCAGGCCUCGUCGCCACUUGGGGGUCUCGUCCACCUCGUUUCUGAUGUAAGGCUACGAGGCGUUCAGGGCCCGUCAGAGCUGAUGAAUAUCGAACAGUAUCAACCGCAUGAUCGGGACAGCCAUCUUUUCCACUCCGUCUUCUAUCGCCGCCAGCGUCCAAAGCGCCGGUGCGGCUUUGUUGCUUUGGACAGCCGGGUUUUCUCUGUCCCUCUGUGGCCUAAUGAUUUGGUUGGAACUGGCCUCCCUACUGCCUCGUAGCGGAGGAGAAAAGGUCUACCUCAACGCCGCUUAUCCACGUCCGCCUCUACUCGCCGUGACCAUUUAUGCAACGCAUGUCAUUUGUCUCGGUUUUACAGGUAGCUAUAGAUGUCUGUCAAUGCCCCAAAUCUCUCAUUUUUGACUGUUUCAGGCAUCGGGAGCAUUGCGAUAGCCGAGAACCUGCUACUAGCUGUCCACGGCACUGCAGAUGAAUGGACGAAACGCAUUCUCGCUAUUGCAGUCAUGACGGUCAUCGCCGUUUUGCAUAUCAAAGCAAGCACAUUCGCUGUACAUCUGAUGAAUGUUCUCGCUUCUGCCAAGAUCCUGAUCCUCAUCGUGGUCAUUUUCACUGGCCUGCGCAUGGUCUCAACCGAUCAGCACAGGGAACAUCGUUCAGGCGCAAGCUUCGACCAUCCAUUUGCAGGCUCCUCAACUCAUAUCUAUGACUAUACUUCUGCAUUGUUCAAAAUCCUGGCCACGUAUCAAGGCUGGUCGAAUGCCGCAUACGUUCUCGACGAGGUCCAGAAUCCGCGACGCACGCUGAAAAUAGCGAGCUUCCUUGGAGUGGGCUCAGUAGGAAUCCUGUAUAUUCUCGUCAAUGCGGCAUACUUCAGUGCUGCCACACCUGAAGAGCUUAGUCGUACCGGCGUCACUGUUGUGGCGCUCCUAGUAGGGAAAGUCUGGGGAGACACGGCCCAGUGGUGCACAGCCCUGGUGGCUGCUUUAUCCUCUUUUGGCAGCCUUUUGACCGCGUCGUUUUCCAUGUCGCGUGUCAUUCAGUCGUUUGCUCGAGAGGGAGUGUUGCCGUGGGCUUCCUUCUUCGCCAGCAGCACCCCGUCUGCGACACCCAAGGGCGCCUUUUUCGGCUUAUUCCUUGGCUCCGCUGUGAUGAUCCUUCUAAUUCCAUUCGGCGACGCAUACAGCUUUCUCCUCGAUGUCGGGCAGUAUGCCUUUGCAAUCAUAUAUUUAGCCGUGGUGGUUGGGCUAUUCAUCAUUCGUAGGCGUCUGGCAUAUCCGCAACGCACGUUCCGGGUGUGGAACAGCGUGGCUUGGAUUUUCUUGCUCGUGCAGAUUUUUCUUGUUGUGUCUCCAUUUCUCAACCAUGAGUUUGUUAGUGAUACUAGCCUUCCUUUCUGGCUAACCCCAAUGGUUGCCAUCUCGGCAUUAGCCAGUGGUGGGGUUUAUUGGUAUGGAUGGUGGGUGCUCUAUCCCCAAGUGAAAGGUUUCUCUUGGAAGAGCAGAGAAACUACUCUGGCCGAUGGCACAACCGUUGUGGUGUGGAUCAAAGAGUAUUAUCGAGACUAAAGCUUGCUAUAGAUAGGGAAUCCUUGUGCAUAUAGCCAUUGACUUGUAAAUUCACAGAACAACCAUCGAGCCAGGGACUUCCCUCAGGGCCUACGCAGCUUUCGAAGUGCUGAUAGCUUCUCGACUCGAG
This is a messenger RNA of Aspergillus saccharolyticus JOP 1030-1, 1768 nucleotides long. RefSeq lists its product as uncharacterized. The record is from RefSeq and is a predicted model, not a curated record. The transcript has a single exon. Lineage: Eukaryota; Fungi; Ascomycota; Eurotiomycetes; Eurotiales; Aspergillaceae. Gene Ontology annotation, cellular component: membrane. Gene Ontology annotation, molecular function: L-amino acid transmembrane transporter activity. Bases 442 to 1638 code for a protein of 398 amino acids. Gene Ontology annotation, biological process: amino acid transmembrane transport.